AUGUCGACGGCACAGACUACUGCCUCUCCACGCGCUCCUCGGGGCAAGCCGCAGAGCCCAGCUCCGGCACCGCACACCAACCAGGGCCGACAGUCGCAACGGAAACCGCGAGGCAACCGCGCACACAAUGGCUACAACCAGAAUCACCACAAUGGAGCAGGGGCCUCCCCGAGCAAGAUGCCCGCUGAACUUGCCCACGCGGAAGGCGCGGCCUACUCGGGUGAGGACGCGCAGCUACCCUCGGGACCGCGCAACAUGAGAAAGCCCAACCAGUCUCACCCGUCCAUCGACCGCGUCUUCUCUCCUCCAGAAUCAGAGCCCGUUCCGAUCAACCCGUCUGCUACUCCGGCCAAGGUCCAGGCUGCCUACGCUGGACCUACUUUUCAUGCCUCUCCUGCGCCUUCUGCUCUGCCUAUACCCAAGUUUCUUUCUCGUUCUGUGCCGGCCAAGACGCGUGCUGGUCCUCCAACACCUCCGCCCGAAGAUAGUUCUGAUUCUGCUUCUCCAAGUCCUUCUGCUUCUCCUUCUCGUGCCCCGGUGGCCGUUCCCCCUCGUGAUGAACAGUCCCCAUUGGAUCUGCUUUUCAAGGCCGAUGCAGCGGAGAGAGCCAAAGGCAACCAUGGACGCCCAUUAUCGUACGGAGCUUUCAACCCAGUGGAUGCAGCCAGACCGCAGCACUUCAAGCAUGAUUCUUACCAUUCCAUGAACGGCGUUUUCCCCAUAGAGCUUGAUGGUGAAAGCAAGCACGCGCACAUGUCUCCUCCCCCUGUAGCAUCACCAGCCUCGCACCGCUCCGUUACAGAUCCCAACCAGGUCCCACAAUUAAAGGACAUGCAACAGCAGGGUAACGGCAAUGACGUUAUGCAAGACCUAUUCAAUCGGCUUUCAAUGUCGCAGAAAAAACCUUCUGCAACACCGCCUCGUCCAGAUGCUCAAGGACCGCAAGGCUUUUCAGGCCAAACACCGUCACCUUUCCAUGGAGGCCAGCAUCCUGCCCAAAAUGCAUCAGGGCCCACCACACCGCAGACACAGCCACCCAACCAAGACUCUGACUUUUUCUAUGGCAACCGAAACCUCUCCCCAUUAUUCAAAGCAGCGAAGGGCGAUUCAGCAAAGAAACGCAACUCUGGUCUUCGCACUGAGAUCUCAGCUGAGUCUCCUAUGGUUGGACAAGGCGAUUUCCAGGGUUUUCCUUCUGUUCCUCCGGCUCAAAUGAUGGAUCCUAACGCUUUCUCUCGAAUCCAACCAGGAAACGGCAACGGAGGCCACCCGAAUGCGCCUCGUUCAUCAGCACCUUUUGUGCAACACUAUCAGCAGAGCCCCAACAACCGCAAGAGGACCCCGGCUCGACAGCCACACCAACCUCGCCCAGAUUCCAAUCAGACGAGAGGCAACAUGCCUGGACCCGGCAAAACUGCCGCCAACGGCCCUCCAGCGUCUGCCGCGAAGCCUCUUACAAGCAUGAUGUCCUUUGUCCCUUCCUCGGUCGCAGCCAAACAACGCAAGACAUCAGCACCUGCCGCUACCGCUUCACCAAUGAAAACCUCUACCCCUUCCGAUACGUUGUCCUUGGAGCAGGAUCUUAAACGCCUGCUUAAUCUCAAUCCGGCUGGCGAGUCCAGCGUCAGGUAG
Messenger RNA from Alternaria arborescens, 1632 nucleotides. RefSeq lists its product as hypothetical. Bases 1 to 1632 code for a protein of 543 amino acids. NCBI's taxonomy places the organism in Eukaryota, Fungi, Ascomycota, Dothideomycetes, Pleosporales, Pleosporaceae. The transcript has a single exon. The record is from RefSeq and is a predicted model, not a curated record.